This is a messenger RNA of Amyelois transitella, 1001 nucleotides long. It is a transcript of the gene TfIIEbeta, whose product is annotated as transcription initiation factor IIE subunit beta. The record is from RefSeq and is a predicted model, not a curated record. Gene Ontology annotation, cellular component: transcription factor TFIIE complex. Lineage: Eukaryota; Metazoa; Arthropoda; Insecta; Lepidoptera; Pyralidae. The transcript is spliced from 6 exons. The coding region runs from base 78 to 959 and encodes 293 amino acids. Gene Ontology annotation, biological process: transcription initiation at RNA polymerase II promoter.
AAAUUAUAAACGAAGUGAAAGUGAAUUAAGUGCAGAAAAUUAAAAGUACUUACUGAGCUUGAUUUAUAGGAACAAAAAUGGAUCCGGCACUAUUACGGGAACGGGAGGCUUUUAAAAAAAAGGCACUUGCAACUCCUAGCAUAGAAAAGAAGAAGACAAAAGAUGACUCACAGACAAAAGAUGACAGUAAGAAAAAAUCUAAAUCAAGCAGCUCGGCCAGCACUGGCCCCAAGCUGGAUGCUUCUAAUUACAAAACCAUGGCGGGCAGUUCAUCCUACCGGUUUGGAGUCUUGGCAAGGAUCGUAAGACACAUGAGGUCUAGGCACCAAGAAGGUGAUGAUCAUCCCCUCACAUUGGAUGAGGUUCUAGAUGAAACAAACCAACUGGAUGUCGGCAAUAAAGUUAAACAAUGGCUCCAAACAGAAGCAUUACAAAAUAAUCCAAAAAUAGAAUGUACGCUCGAUGGGAAAUACAUUUUCAAGCCAGUAUAUAAAAUCAAAGACAAGAAAUCAUUGCUUAGGUUGCUAAAACAACAGGAUCUCAAAGGAUUAGGUGGAAUUCUACUGGAAGAUGUCCAGGAAUCAUUGCCUCACUGUGAGAGGGCAUUGAAAAGUUUAGCACAAGAAAUAUUAUACAUUUCAAGGCCAACAGACAAGAAGAAAAUAUUGUUUUACAAUGAUAAGACUGCCACUUUAGAUGUAGACGAAGAGUUCGUGAAGUUAUGGCGGGCGACGGCCGUAGACGCAAUGGAUGACGCCAAAAUUGAGGAGUAUUUAGAAAAACAAGGUAUCAAAUCUAUGCAGGACCACGGGCCGAGGAAACCUAUUGCCCCGAAAAGGAAGAAGGCGGCUCAGAGAAGAAGACAGUUCAAGAAACCGAGGGAUAAUGAGCAUUUGGCUGAUGUUUUGGAGACAUAUGAGGAUAACACGUUAACACAGAAAGGAGUUUCAAUAAAAUAAGUUUAAGAAUAAGUCAUAGUUAAGAACAAUAAAGUUAAGAAA